AUGGAGAAGGUCAUCUCCUUUCUACAUAGCGCUACUGAACCAUGGUUGAGCUUUGGACAUUUACCCUCAGCCUUCAUGGAUAUUUACCCCAAGUGCAUCUUCCUGAGUGCAGUAGGGGUAUUUCUCUUGUACCUGAGGUACCUGCUACUGAAACCAUUCUUACCCACAUGGAACAAUCGAGACAUCAGAAAGCAACAGGGCAAAGCUAAGAAAGGAAGAAGAGCAACAUCGAAAGAAUUUAGAAUCUUCCACAGAGAAGCAUGGGAGAGGAGGAAACUGCUGUCUGUUGUGCAAAGCCCUCUUGGACGGCUGUACGAUGCCUCCCACUUUCGACAAGUGCUCUGCCCAGACCCCUGCUGUGAUGUGUGCAAUGGGGCAACUGCCAAGGUCAGUCAUCUGCUGUCAUGGGCCACCCUCGAAGACGGUGCUGCCUCUGCAUCCAGUGUGCCUUCCACAGCUUCUGUGACUGAGGAUUCAUUUACUCUGCCCCCUCCGCUCUCACUGAGCCCCCCAGGAGGUCAAACUUCAUCCCUUUCACCUGUACCUUCUCCUCCUCCCCCCACUCUCUCGGCUAACACAGUCACCCCCUUGGAAGACAUACUUUUGUAUGCACCACAAGGUGACUCUCCGCCAUCAGAGCCUGUUCUUCUCACAAGCACUGACUCCCCACUGGACCACAUCCCAUCUCCUCCACUUCCCACAUUUCCUCAAGCAGAAGGGUCUUUACGACUGGAAACCACUCCAUCCGUGGUGGGCAGCCCGAGAGAGUGGCUUGUCAGUGCCACAGCAAACAAGGAAGCUUGCGGUGACGGUGACGUGCCAGCGUUCUCCCCGGAGUCGGAAUGCCUGGUUAACUCCCACUCCUCUAAAGCUUUUUUGGGGGGACAAACCACAGACUACUUCACGAUGCCUGGAAAACUCUCUUUCCCCAGCCCCGAAGUCCUGGUGCUGCUUGAGAGACGAGACGGAAGUCAGGCUGACUUCCUCAUGCGGAAGGAUGGGGAAGAAAAAGCAGAAACUUUCCAAAAAGCACUUACAACUUGGGAGGAAAUCCCAGAGUCCACUACUGAGUUGCAGAACUCAGGAGGCUCCCUUCCUCUGGGGGGCAGCAAAAGCAUGCUCAGUGAGCUGAUCAGGCACCAGGGGUUCACUCAGGCUCAAACCACUGAAGACCAGUCAGAACCCAAGUUUACACAGCGCUUCUGGGGUCUCCCAUAUCUUCACAGCGAGUCCAUGAAUGCUAUCAGUACACUGUCGGCUCACUGUUCCUCAACCUACAUCUGGUUCAACGGAACCCCAGACUCCUCAGUCCUGACUCUUCCCACACCUCUGUCUUUGCCUGAGAGCCCAUCACAGAUGUUGGCCCAAUCUCAGUCUCAAAGUGUCCUGCUUGCCAUGUCCCAGACCCAGUUUCAACCUCCAAUCCCAGGGACAUUUUCCUCUCAAUCUCAGCUUAGGAUCUGUGGGGUGUAUUUUCAUAGGUCCCAAGACAAGACAAAAACUUUGCUGCAAGCCCAAAUCCACCACCUAGAAUGCAGCAUCAUGACAAAGGUACAGGAGAGGGUGUGGGGUUUACCUUCAGUGGUCCAAAAAUCUCAGGAAGACUUUUGUCUCCUGCCUUCCAAGCCCUCAUUGGUCAGGCAGUCCUCCGAGACCCAUGCUCCCAGGUCCGUUCCUCCUGAAGACUUCCCUCUGACCGAUGCAUUCCGGAGGAAACUCGAGCGCCACCUUCAAAAGCGGUUCAUCCUACAGCGCUGGGGCCUGCCUCAGAGGAUCUUCAAGUCUCAGCCAUGGCUGAGUCCUGACCUUUCAGAGUCACCUCCAUGCAGCUACGGGCUCUCAUGGACCUCUUUCCUUCAGCACCAGGAGAGCAAAGACCCACACGACACUGAGUCGAACCAACCUGGAAGCUCCCAAGACAGGUAUUCAGAGAGUCUUUCUCUAGAGGGAAAAAUGGUAGAGGCACAAGGACACAGUCCAGAGAUUGCUCAAAGAUGUCUGUGGAGUAAUACCAAGGGUGCUCUAGCUAAUGGCCUGCAAUCUGACUGUGAAACGAACCUACAGUGCCACCCAGGCAGUCUGUCAGGCAAACCUUCAGGGACCUCAGAGGUUAGCCAGUGUCAGAAAAAACUUGAAACUGCCCUGCAAAAGCACUUGAUCAGGCAUCUCAAUGAAACCAAUGAGGAUCAUAUAUCUGGCACUGUGUCCAGAUCGGGACAUUGUCCUCUCCCUUUUACCUUAUGUAUAGAUAAAGAAGAACAUGAGGCUCAGAGACAGUUACCCUCUGAUAACAAGGAUGGACAUGUCAAAAGCACAUAUACAAUGACAAAGUCUGUUCUGCAUCAGGUAUCCAUUGGCUUAGACAACAUCAGACUGAAAGAGUCAGAGGGCAAUAGACAUAGCUCAGAUGUGCCCAGAAUAUCCACUGAGGCUGGCCUUGUGCCAUUGAGUAAGCAACUGGAUUCCAGCAAAACAGUCCAGGGGCCUCAAGGAACAAAGAUGAAUGACAAAAACACAUUUGUAUCCAACAAGGUCAGUAACAUAGUCAAGAGAGGGCAGCUCAGUGGUCUUCAACCACAACCUACCAAGAUCUUGAACACCAGCCAGUGGAAGAGUGCCCAAGGGGCAGAUGGGAAUACAACAAAAGCACAAAGUACUCUGGUAGCUGGAAGGGCUCAGAAGGAAAUACCAGGUUUCCAGGAAAGUCAGACAUCUGACUGCAAUAGUCAAGUAUCUAGGGAGGAAAAAUUUAAAGUGGAAAGCAGACUGCCCAUCCAAGCUUUAGGGUCCCCAAAUGACAUGCCCCCUGCCUCAGAUAAAUUCACUUACAAGCCUUUACUCAUGCAUGACCAAAGCCCUUCCAGUGGACCCAUGAAUGCUUCUCAGGUACAGUGGGUUCACUUGUCUACAACAGGGCUUAGUGUGGAACAGCAACAGGAGCCCUGGAUGCAUUCAUAUGUCUUAGACAAGGGCCAGGACAAGGACUUCCCUCCAUCUGCCCAAGUAUGGCCUGCUAUGUGGAAAACAAAAGAGCUUGGAGCAGGGAUUACAAGGUCUGGGACAUUGCAGGCCAAUGGGAAGAGCUGUCAUUUACAGGACAGCCCAAGCCAGGGGAAUUACGGCGAAAAGCCCGCCCGACCCCUGCCACCAAAGGCACUGACUCCUCCUGAACACCAGUUCAGGAAGCACAUCAAACACUUUCUGCAGUGGAUUUCUCCUGACAGAAAGUGCAAAGGUCAGGAGACAUUCCCGAGAAAAGGUACUUCCCCAUCACCACCAGUGCAGGACCCAGAGCUAUGGAAGGGGAGAGCUACCCUUCCAGGGAACACUGUAGCUCAGAAAGCCACGAGAGUCCCUGGGAAAGUCCCCAAGGAGCAGCUGGGACAUAGGCAUAUUGCAACAGACACCAUGUACCCCCGUGUGCCCUUAUCUCCUCCUAUCAAGCCUGUGAAAACUAAUCCAAAGAAAGUAUCCUGGGUCCCAGCUGAGCCAGUGCAGGGGCGUCCAUUCCACCACCAAGCAACCUGCCCUAAGGUGCCAAGUCCUCGGGCCUACAACCAGGCCACUGCUUUUGUUGGUCAAAAGAGAUGGGUAGAAGACAGGGACAGACAGUCCCAGAAAAGUAUGGCUUUACAGCCUCACCCACCUGCACCCUACAGGUAG
Molecule: messenger RNA, 3663 nt
Organism: Onychomys torridus (southern grasshopper mouse)
Lineage: Eukaryota; Metazoa; Chordata; Mammalia; Rodentia; Cricetidae
Product: spermatogenesis-associated protein 31D1-like
Exons: 4
Coding region: 1-3663 (1220 amino acids)
Source: RefSeq, a predicted model, not a curated record